This is a messenger RNA of Salmo salar (Atlantic salmon), 11030 nucleotides long. RefSeq names its product histone acetyltransferase p300. Gene Ontology annotation, cellular component: histone acetyltransferase complex; transcription regulator complex; nucleus. NCBI's taxonomy places the organism in Eukaryota, Metazoa, Chordata, Actinopteri, Salmoniformes, Salmonidae. Gene Ontology annotation, molecular function: zinc ion binding; transcription coactivator activity; histone acetyltransferase activity. The record is from RefSeq and is a predicted model, not a curated record. Gene Ontology annotation, biological process: positive regulation of transcription by RNA polymerase II.
GCGACCACACCACAACCAACAAGGGUUUGCUGCCCGACAUUUAUGUUAACCUUAUGGUAAGGGUGGCAGAAAUGACGGUCGCGUACAAUCAUGGAAGAUAAACCUUGGGACAAUUUUCUCGCAUCAAAUGAGGCUAAUGUUAUAUGAGUUUAGAGGAGAGCCGCUACGUGUGUCUCCCAUACCGACCCCCUCCUCCUCCGCUGGCAAUUUAUAAAGAACAAAAAAUCAGACUAGGGAGGGGGUUGAUACGCCGAAGCUGAAAUCGAGAGGCGAACCCAGUUAAGGAGUAUUUUUUUUACACGGGACUUCCCCAAAAGGAGGGGGAAAAGUCACAAUUGUGGAAUCAAAAAGAAAAUUACGGUUCAAAAUACGUGAAAACGUCUCCCGUUGUGGAUUCCGUAUAUAUUUUUAAUUCGGAAAAAAUAUGGCCGAGAACGUUCUGGACUCUGGCCCGCCUUCAGCCAAGAGGCCUAAACUAUCCUCUCCGGCACUUUCUGCCUCCGCCAGCGAUGGAAACGAUUUCGGCUCGUUGUUCGACUUGGAGCACGACCUCCCCGACGAGCUCAUCAAUUCCUCAGAGUUGGGCCUGGUCAACGGAGGGGACCUCAGCCAGCUGCACACCAGUCUGGGGGGAGGAGGUGGGAUGGGCCUGGGCCCUGGAGGAGGGGGUGGCCAGGACGCGGUGGCCAAGCACAAGCAGCUCUCCGAGCUCCUUCGAUCAGGCGCUCCACAUGCCUCCACACAGCAGGGCCAGGGUGUGGUGGGCAGCCCAGGCGGGGCCAGCAUGGGCCACCUGGGGAACUUGAAGGUAUCCCCUGGGCCCCAGGGCAUGGGCCAGCAGCAACACCUCUCACCCCAGCAGCAGGCCAGCAUGAUGCAGCAGCAGGUUGGGAUGGUGGGCGCCAUGAACAGGGGCAUGAUUGGGGCCCAGAAGGGCAACGGACAGCAGCAGCAAGCCAUGAUGGGGGGGCCGGUGAUGAACGGAUCCCCCAGGAUGAGCUUCUCGAACCAGGGGAUGGGGGGGAACAGUAACAUGCUGGCUGAGACUCUGCAGCAGCAGGGGGCCGGGGGACAGGCUGGACUCAGAGUACAGCAACCUGGAGCACUGAACAAGAUGGGUAUGGUGGGUAACCCAGGCCCCUAUGGAGGCCCCUACGGUGAGCAGCAGGCAGGCCAGGGGCUGGGGGGAGCAGGGCUGGGCCCUCCGCUCCAGAACAAAGGCUCCAUGCCCAACAGUGUGGCCCAGUUCAGCAUGGACAAGAAGAGCCAGCCCAUGCAGGGCAUGGCUGCCAUGGCCACACAACAGUCUGCUGCAGGUGUGGGCGGUGGAGCCGGAGGCACUGCGGGGGUGGUCCCCAAUGCCCAGGGAGGCCUAGGGCCCGCUGUGUCUGCAGCAGCUGCAGCAGCUGGGGCGCCCCCUACGGCCGACCCCGAGAAGCGCAAGCUGAUCCAGCAGCAGCUGGUACUCCUGCUCCAUGCACACAAGUGCCAGCGGCGGGAGCAAGCCAACGGGGAGGUGCGCCAGUGCAACUUGCCACACUGCCGCACCAUGAAAAAUGUCCUCAACCACAUGACCCACUGCCAGGCCGGCAAGUCCUGCCAGGUGGCUCACUGUGCGUCAUCCAGACAGAUCAUCUCUCACUGGAAGAACUGUACGCGGCACGACUGUCCUGUCUGCCUGCCGCUCAAGAAUGCCGGGGACAAGAGGAACCAGCAGUCUCUGCUAGGAGGUGCUGGUGUAGGUCUGGGUAGCUCCCUGGGCUCGGUGCCCGGAGGCCAGCCCAGCGCCGCCAAUCUCAACCCCCCCAGCCAGAUCGACCCCAGCUCAAUUGAGAGGGCCUACGCCGCCCUGGGCCUCACUUACCAGGGCACCCAGAUCCAGAGCCAGCCCAACCAGGCUUCUCUGCCCUCACAGGGCCAGCCGGGCAUGAGGCCGCUCAACCCUAUGGGGGGUAACCCGAUGGGGGUGAAUGGAGGAAUGGGUGUUUCACCCCAGAACCAGCAGGCCAGCCUGCUGCAGGACACCAUGCUCCACCUCAACAUGAACUCCCAGGGUCUGAUGAAUGAUGCGGGUGGGACGGGUAACAUGGGCUCCAUGCCCAUGGCGACCCCACCCUCUGCAGCGGGUAUGAGGAAGAGUUGGCACGAGGACAUCACCCAGGACCUGAGGAACCACCUGGUGCACAAACUGGUGCAAGCCAUCUUCCCGACCCCGGACCCUGCUGCUCUGAAAGACCGGCGGAUGGAGAACCUGGUGGCGUACGCUAGGAAGGUGGAGGGGGACAUGUAUGAGUCUGCCAACAGCAGGGCGGAGUACUACCACCUGUUGGCUGAGAAGAUCUAUAAGAUCCAAAAGGAAUUGGAGGAGAAGAGGCGAACGCGGCUCCAAAAGCAGGAUGGUCCCCUCCCUGACCCCUCUUUGGUGCGGCCCGGUGGACCCAACCAGAUGGUGACUAGGAUGCAGAAUCCGGCAGGUAUGAACCAGUUCAACCAGAUGGGGAUGCAGUCUAUGGGCCAGAGGGCCACCCCUCCUCUCCCCCUCACACCCAUCAGCCAGAUGGGCAUGGGGAACCCCAGGAUGGGGCAGCCCAACGUGGGGCAGAACCAGUACCUUCCCCAGGGACAGUUCCCAGGCUCCGGCCCAGGACCAGGCCUCGGCACGGGGCAGCCCGGCAUGGCACAGCCUGGUAUGAACCAGCAAGGCAACCAGGGAGGCAUGGCACAGACUCCAAUGCCCAUUCCUUCCCCUCUCCCCGCCAACAGCCCUUUAGCCGGGCCCGGUUCGGUUGGAGGGGGUAGCGGUGUCCCCUCGGUGGGGCCCAUGGGUCCCCAGAGUGUGGGUGGAGGCCCCUCGUCCAACAACCCCCAGCAGCCCAACUCAAUAACCCACCUCUCGGCCAUGCGCCAGAGCUCGCCCUCCCCCGCCCGCAGCAUCACCCCCACACCCCACCAAACGCCACCCAGGCUAGCUGGCUCACAGACCCCCCAGCCCCACACCCCUAACCCGCCCCAGCUGGCCCCUCCAGGCCCCCAGCAGCAGCUAGGGCCCGGCAGCCAGGGGCCAAGCUCCAACAAGCCCGUGCAGCAGGGGAUGGGAGCAGGGGCCACCACCCCAUCUCACCCUGGUCACCCCUCCACAACCCCCAACCCCCAUGGAGGCCAGCUCCCUCGCACGCCUCGCACUCCGAUGUCCCAGAAGGGUGGCUUCCAGUCCCAGGACUGUCAGGCUCUGACCCCAGCGUCAGUCAGCAGUGUGGACACGGCCUCCCAGCAGGCCUCCCAGUCGGAUGCCUCGGCCUCCGUGGACCCCAAGGCGGAGGUCAAGCAGCAGCAGGACGAGGAGGACGACUGGGAGGAAGGCUGCUCCAAGGGGGGGAAGCUAUCCAACAUCAAGACGGAGAACAAACCCAUCAAAAUGGAGGGGGUGAAGAAAGAGGAGUGUGGAGGCCAAGGGGGCAAAGGUGUUCCCAUGGAAACAUCGUCAUCGUCGGGGGUUAAGAGUGAGGAAAGGGUGAAGAUGGAAGACCGGAAACCAGAGGUGAAGAAGGAGCCGAAAGAGGAGGAGAAGGGAUCAGAUUCCCCUGGUAUUUCGUCUGGUGCCCAGAACAAGAAGAAGAUCUUCAAGCCAGAGGAGCUGCGCCAGGCCCUGAUGCCUACCCUGGAGUCUCUGUAUCGCCAGGACCCAGAGUCUUUGCCCUUCAGACAGCCUGUGGACCCUCAUCUACUGGGCAUACCUGACUACUUUGACAUAGUGAAGACCCCCAUGGACCUGUCCACUAUAAAGCGUAAGCUGGACACUGGUCAGUACCAGGAACCCUGGCAGUACGUGGACGACAUCUGGGUCAUGUUGAACAACGCCUGGCUGUACAACCGCAAGACGUCCCGCGUCUACAAGUACUGCUCCAAGCUGGCUGAGGUGUUCGAGGCUGAGAUAGACCCCGUCAUGGUCAGCCUGGGCUACUGCUGUGGCAGGAAGUUGGAGUUUUCUCCCCAGACGUUGUGCUGCUAUGGGAAGCAGCUGUGCACUAUACCCCGGGACGCCGCCUACUUCAGCUACCAGAACAGUUCACCAAAAUUUGGGCUUCUUGCUGGCAGGUACCACUUCUGUGAGAAGUGCUUCAACGAAAUCCAGGGGGACAACGUGUCCCUGGGAGACGACCCCUCCCAGCCUCCGACUUCCAUCGGUAAAGAUCAGUUUGAGAAGAAGAAGAAUGACACACUGGACCCUGAAUUACUUGUGGAAUGUAUGGACUGCGGACGUAAGAUGCACCAGAUCUGUGUUCUGCACAACGACACUAUCUGGCCGUUAGGUUUUAAUUGUGAUGGCUGCUUAAAGAAGUUGAAUAAGACAAGGAGAGAGAAUAAGUAUGCUGCCAAAAGGUUGCCCCACACUAAGCUGGGCUGUUAUUUGGAAACUAGAGUGAAUGACUACCUGAAGCGUCAGAGCCACCCUGAGUCGGGUGACGUCACCAUCCGAGUGGUCCACGUCUCUGACAAGGUGGUAGAGGUCAAACCAGGCAUGAAGUCCAGGUUUGUGGACACUGGGGAGAUGUGUGAGUCAUUCCCAUACAGAACAAAAGCCCUGUUUGCGUUUGAGGACAUCGAUGGAGCUGACGUCUGCUUCUUCGGCAUGCAUGUACAGGAGUAUGGCUCGGACUGCCCUCCUCCCAAUCAGAGACGCGUGUACAUCUCGUACCUGGACAGUGUUCACUUCUUCCAGCCUCGUUCUCUGAGGACGGGCGUCUACCAUGAGAUUCUCAUUGGCUACCUGGAGUAUGUCAAGAAGCUGGGGUACACGACGGGUCACAUCUGGGCGUGCCCACCGAGUGAAGGGGACGACUACAUCUUCCACUGUCACCCUAUGGACCAGAAGAUCCCCAAGCCCAAGAGGCUUCAGGAGUGGUAUAGGAAGAUGCUGGACAAGGCUGUGGCGGAGCGCAUCGUUCAUGACUUCAAGGACAUAUUCAAGCAGGCCACGGAGGACCGUCUGACAAGUGCCAAGGAGCUGCCGUACUUUGAGGGGGACUUCUGGCCCAACGUGCUGGAGGAGAGCAUCAAGGAGCUGGAGCAGGAGGAGGAGGAGAGGAAGAGAGAGGAAAACAGCACUUCCAACGAGAGCAUAGAUGUAAGUGGGAUGGACAUUUACUACAAGGCCACAAAGGGCGACAGCAAAAACGCCAAAAAGAAGAACAACAAGAAGACUUCGAAGAAUAAGAGCAGUAUGAGCCGAGCAAAUAAGAAGAAGCCAGGCUUGCCCAACGUGUCCAAUGACCUCUCUCAGAAACUGUACGCCAGCAUGGAGAAGCACAAAGAGGUAUUCUUUGUGAUCCGUCUGAUAGCGGCGCCGAUGUCCAACACGCUGGGCCCCAUCACGGACCCCGACGGCCUGAUGGCCUGUGACCUGAUGGACGGGCGCGACGCCUUUCUCACCCUGGCCCGCGACAAACACCUAGAGUUCAGCUCGCUGCGCAGGUCCAAGUGGAGCUCCAUGUGCAUGCUGGUGGAGCUCCACAACCAGAGCCAGGACCGCUUCGUCUACACCUGCAACGAGUGCAAGGGCCAUGUGGAGACACGCUACCACUGCACUGUCUGCGAGGACUAUGACCUGUGCAUCACCUGCUACAACUCUAAGGGGCACAUUCACAAGAUGGAGAAGCUGGGUCUGGGCCUGGAUGACGAGAGCAACAACUCGGCCGCUUCGUCCAUCGCCAACCCUGGAGACUCGCGCCGCCUCAGCAUCCAGCGCUGCAUCCAGUCUCUGGUCCACGCCUGCCAGUGUCGCAACGCCAACUGCAGCCUGCCGUCCUGCCAGAAGAUGAAGCGUGUGGUGCAGCAUACAAAAGGUUGCAAGCGCAAGACCAACGGCGGCUGCCCCAUCUGCAAGCAGCUCAUCGCCCUGUGCUGCUACCACGCCAAGCACUGCCAGGAGAACAAGUGUCCCGUACCGUUCUGUCUGAACAUCAAGCACAAGCUGAGGCAGCAGCAGCUCCAGCACCGUCUCCAGCAGGCCCAGAUGCUGAGGAGGAGGAUGGCCAGCAUGCAGAGGGUGGGUCAGCCACCUCCGGGACCGGGGGGCAACGGUGGGCUACCGUCCCCAGGAAACAACGGCACCACAGGGCCCAGUACCCCCAUGUCCGUGGGCACGCAGCCCCCCACACCUCAGACCCCCACCCAGGGGAACAUGCCCCUCGGACCCCAGCAGGGGAUGGGUCAGGGCCCUCCAGGGCAACAGCAGCAGUUACAGCAGCAGGGCGGCAUUCCCCAGCAGCACCACAUGCACCACCAGUUCCAGCAGCAGAUGCAGCAGCAGCAUAGUGGAGGGGUAAUGAUGAACUCUCCUCAGCAGCAACAGAUGGUCCAACAACAGCUCCAACAGCAGCAGCAGCAGCAGCAGCAGGGCCAGUCUCCAAAUGUCCAGCAGAUGAAGCACCCAGGAGGUCUUCCCCCUUACACCCCCAGACCUCCAGGUGCCUCGCCCCUCCACCAGUCCCUGGGUAAACCCGGUCUGGGCCCAGCCACCCCUCCACAGCAGCAGGCAAACCCCGGCCAGGGCUCCAUGCCCCAGGGGCAGCAGCAGCAACAGGGGCCUCCUCAGGCAGCAGUGGAGAUAGCGUUGAAGAUUCAGCGUGUGGCAGAGACACAGCGUCAGAUGGCCCAGGCUCAAGCCCAGAUCCUCCAAAGGCAGCAGGCAGCCCAAGGUGGAGGCAUGAUGCCCCCUCACCCGCACCACCAGAACCCCCAGGCCCAGAUGCAAGGCAUGGCCCACCCAGGAGCAGGCAUGGCAGGGCCCCAGGGGAUGGCUCCCCAGGGCCAGGGUGUGGCAGGGAGGACUCAUAUGGAGCAGCAGGGGAUGGUGGUGGGGCAAGGAGGCAUGCAGCAGCAAGGAGGCAUGCAGCAGCAAGGAGGCAUGCAGCAGCAAGGAGGCAUGCAGCAGCAAGGAGGCAUGCAGCAGCAAGGAGGCAUGCAGCAGCAAGGAGGCAUGCAGCAGCAAGGAGGCAUGCAGCAGCAAGGAGGCAUGCAGCAGCAAGGAGGCAUGCAGCAGCAAGGCGGCCCCCAGUCGCAGCUCUCUCCCCAGGUUCAGCUCCAGCAGCAGGCCCAACUCCAGAAUCCCAACCAACAGCAGUGGGGUGGCUCGGGUGGGAUGGCACCCCAGCAGAGGCAAGGCAUGAUGGGACAGAUGGGUCACCUGACACCGCAGCAACAACAACAGCUCGCCCAGCAACAGCAGCAGCGGCAGCUCGUCCAGCAACAACAGCAGCAAGGUCAGCAGCAACAGCAGGCAGGGCAAGGGGGGUUAAUGGGGCUGAUGGGAGGUCCAGGGGGCGUGGCUGGGGCGGCAGCGGCGAUGGUGGGAACAGGGAACCUCCCCCAGGCAGCUCUACAGGACCUCCUGCGUACCCUCCGUUCCCCCAGCUCCCCCGGCCAGCAUCAACAGGUCCUCAACAUCCUCCGCUCCAACCCCCUCCUCAUGGCUGCCUUCAUCAAGCAGCGAGCUGCCCGAUACCAGGGAGGUCCAGGGGUGCCGGGGGCCCCAGGAGGAGGGGGGCCCGGAGGCGUGCGGUUCCAGGGGGCCCCUAGUGGGGCAGGAAUGGGCCCUGGGGGUAACCAGGUGGUCAUGGAUGGUCAGCAGGUGAACGUAAACCCCGGAGUAUCCCAGCCAGGGAUGAACAUGGGCCAGGCAGGUGGAGGAGUAAAUAUGUCCACUAUGGCUCAGCUACAGCAGUUACCACAACAACAGCAGCAGCAGCAGCAACAGCAGCAGCAGCGCCCCCUCCUGCCUGGGAGUCUGCAGCAACAGCAGCAAAUGGCAGCACUACAACAACAAGGCGGUAUGCCAGGCCAAGGCACCCCCAUGUCCAACAUGACUCCCCAGUUCAGAGAGAUUCUGAUGAGAAGGCAGCUCCAACAACAGCAGCAGCAGCAGCAACAACAACAGAUGAGUAACAAUGGUCAGUUCCAGCAGCCCCAGCCCCCCCAACAGCAGCAGGGUCAGGGCCAGCAGGGUCAGGGCCAGCAGGGCUUCAUGCAUCAGGGCCAGCCUGGUCAACCUGGCCAAACCCAGUCUGGUGGAGGGGGAGGGCUGCAGCAGGGUGGGGGAGGCCCCCAGGGGCCCCAGCCGGGUCCAGGGCAGGGCCAACAAGGACAGGGCUACCCUGGAACGAUGUCCCAGCAGGUAGCCACAGCCCUGCAACAGAGGCUACAGCUCCAGAUGCAACAGCAGCAGCAGCAGCAACAACAGCAACAACAACAGCAGCAGGAUGGGGGUGGGGGGCCUGGGCAGCUCCAACAGGGGCAGCAGGGUCCCCAGCAAGGCCAAGGUGGUCAGCCCCAGUCUUCCCAUGCCAUGCUCCAGCAGGCCCUCCACCAGAGACUACUCCAGCAGCAGCACCUAGGAGGGGGCUCGCCUGCCCAGCACGGCAGUCCUAUGAGCCCCCAGCAGCAGAUGGCCCAGUCCCCCCACCUCCAGGGCCAGGCUCUGGGCGGUCAGUCCCUCAGUAACCAGGUGCGUUCCCCUCAGCCCUCCCCUCGGCCACAGUCCCAGCCGCCCCACUCCAGCCCCUCGCCACGCAUGCAGCCCCAGCCCUCCCCUCACCGCAUCUCCCCCCAGACCCAGACAGGCUCUCCGCACCCGGGUCAUCUCUCCCAGCACCACCCUGGCAUGGUGGCCCCCCAAAACCCACAACAAUUGUCACAGCAACAACAGCAGCAGGCUAACACUGGGGACCCGGGUACGUUUGGUUCGGACCCGAGUGCUAUGAUGUCCCAGAUAAGUGGGAUGGGAGGCUUGCAUGGCCCAGGGCAGUCAGACAUGUUGGGUAAUAACCACCAGGACCUGGGGACAAACAUUAACCACAACAGUUUAGACAUUAUGUAGCCCUCUACUACUACGUCUGUCUCAGUGCUCUGAAGAACUGUCCUCAUGGGUCUGGCUGGAAGCGGGAUGGCAGUUUUUGAAGUUAUUUUAUUUAAUAUUUUUCUGAUGUAUAAAUGAAAAGAACUCAACUUCCUAUGGGAGAUGCAACGUUAAAUCUACAAGUCAAUAAAUGAAUAAAUUGAACGAAUGGUAAGUUAUUGCUGUUAAUAUAUAUCUAUAUAUUUUUUCCAAUUGUGUACAAAAUGUGUAAGGGGUUUCUGGACAGUAGAGAUUUCUUCCUUAGUAUAUGACACAAGUAAUAUUUUUGGGGACUGAGAAUUUUGCCUUUUUUACAAAUAUUUUUAAGAUUUUAAAUGUGGUGGACAAUUGAGGUGAGUUAAUACAAUGGACCUUUCUAUCGUUCGGUUUUCCUCCAUAAAACCAGUCAUGAUUGUAUCUGUUUUGCAGAGAAGUGUUUUUUAUUAUAAUUAUCAAUAUUAUUUUUGCUGGAUCUACAAACAAAAGUCAUAUCUUUUUUUGGGGGGUAGGGGGCAGAUGUACUUUGCAACUGCUACAAUUCAAAUAGAAGAAUAUAUUUUUGUUAAAGAUUGUCCAAAAACCGAGAGGGUUGAAAGAAGGGCAAGUAUCUUCUUUUUUUUUCAGAUUUUGUUAGGGAUCUAAGUGAAACCCAAAAACAUUGCUGGGGAGGUGAGCAGGGGGUGGCUGAUCUCCCUCUAGGACUGUCCGUGAGCAUCUCUGGUCGUUGGACGCCCAGAUCUUCUACGCCAGGGUUUCCCCCCUCCCCGGUGCAUGUUUUGGUUUUUGCUCUAGCACUAAACGGCUGAUUCAAAUAACCAACUCAUCAUCAAGCUUUGAUUAUUUGAAGCAACUGAUGUGCUAGGGCAAAAACCAAAAUGUGCACCGGAGUUUGGGUAACCCUGUCCUACACUCCCCUUUACCCCUACACUUACAAACAGGACGAUGGAUGAGAAACUUACUACUGAUGUUGCCAGCUGAUUUGGAGGAUGGCUCCAUGUAGUGUGUAUACCCUCAUGAACUGAAACAUGAAGGGGAUAUGGGAAGGUGUGGAGGGCUUUCCUAGGAACUUUAGUCAACGAUGCUACCCUUCCCCUCUCAUCCUAGUCACAAGCCCCUCUUCUUCCCCUCCUCUCAUCCUAGUCACAAGCCCCUCUUCUUUUGCCCUGAACAUUGGGUUUAAUUUAAUGUUAUUACUGUACAAAAACUGGACAUGAAUGAAAUACUGUUUAAUAAAAUGAAAAUCAUACAUUUGCGCUGUACAGACUUUCAGACCUAUGGUGAGCAGAGACUCUUUUUUUUCUUUUUCUGAUGAUUUUCUCGAUUUGGUUUCCUAGCAACCUGGUCUCCUCCCAAACUAUGUAAAAGUAUUGAUUUCUGAAAGGUACAGUAUGGGGUGUAGGUCAUGAGCACCAAUGAGCCUUUGUAUAUAUUUUUUUUUUAACUGGGGAUAUUGCAACUUAACAUCUUGAUUGCUGUGAACACAUUCACAUGAACACAUGCACAAAACGUGAGAAGGCUUAUUACUGUGGUCAGAAAAUGAAUUGAUUAUUUGCCUCAUAUUAAAGAAUUACACAAGAUUUCACAAGUUCACUUAUUUUUCUCUAAAGGUUGAGAUUUGGGGGAGGGGAAAAACAAGUGGCAAUAUAUCUUGAGACUUAUUUUAUAAAAAAACAAGGAAAGCUUGUAUUUUAUAUAUAGAUAUUAUUUAAUUUUAUUUUUUUGAAAAUAAAACUUGAAGCUACAGGAAUUAAUAGAUUAAACUUUUUUGUAUUAAAGAUGUAAUGGUGAUGUAAACUGACACUGCGGUCAUUCACAGCCCUCUUUGGGGCUGUUUGAGUAUAUCAUGCCAUUUUGAUGAAAUGUACACUUGUAUACAUACUGAAUCACUGUACAAACCAUGGCAACUGAACAACUUUUGUUUUGCUUUUUCUUUCUGCCUAAAGAAACUGGAAUUAAGACUGUGUUUAGUGUUCAAAUGGAAUCUUUGACCACUUUUCUGUUAAAAUACUUUGGUGCUUGCUGAUAGGAAGCAAACAAAUAACUGUUGCUCCAUUUUCAUUAGUUUCUUAAGUUAUUUUGGUCUUUUUUUUGCCAAUUUAAUUGUACAAUAAAGUAUGUUUGUACCAUUGGAAAAAUA